AUUAUUUCCAAGGACAAAGCGCUCUCUCUAUCUCUCUCAUACACACACUCUCUCUCUCUCUCUCUCUCUCUUCUUCGCAUCGCAAUCCUUCAGGUCUGAAAGCCCUCAAUCAUCGCCAACACACUUGAGUUUUGUUUACGAGAGAUAGAGGCGAAUUCUCAUCUGGGUUUUCUUUCGCCGGAAUCUCUGCUUACAGCUGGCCUAAUUCUAUCACACUUAUCGGGGAAGUUGAAAAAUUUGUAGCACAUAACAGCUAAAUUGUUCUUGGUAGCAAAAUUUGACCAAGGACAUCAUUCCUUUAUAUCCAUGGCUACUAACGAAAAUCUGCCACCAAACGUGAUCAAGCAACUUGCAAAGGAAUUGAAGAGUCUUGACGAAUCCCCUCCUGAAGGCAUUAAAGUUUGCGUGAAUGAUGACGACUUUUCAAUCAUAUUUGCUGAUAUUGAAGGGCCAGCUGGCACUCCUUACGAGAAUGGUGUUUUUCGCAUGAAGUUGUUGUUAUCUCAUGACUUUCCACACUCUCCCCCCAAAGGUUACUUUCUGACUAGGAUUUUCCAUCCAAACAUUGCAAAUAAUGGUGAGAUUUGUGUGAAUACGUUAAAAAAAGAUUGGAAUCCAAGUCUUGGAUUACGACAUGUUCUCAUUGUGGUUAGAUGUCUGUUGAUUGAACCAUUUCCAGAAUCAGCCUUAAAUGAACAAGCAGGGAAGAUGCUGCUUGAGAAUUAUGAGGAAUAUGCAAGACAUGCCAGGCUUUAUACCGGAAUACAUGCCAAGCCAAAACCCAAGUUUAAAACAGGAGCUAUUUCUGAGUCUACUACUGCACUGAAUGUUGACCAAUCUAACACCUCGGCACUUAAUGCUGAUCAAAAGAUCACAGCAGGUGGUCCUGCUUUGCCACUGCCAUCCCCAUCCCCAACCCCAUCCCCAUCCGUACUGGUCCCUGUGACAGUCACUGCAAGAGGACUUGGCCAGGAUCAGCCGGCUGUUGUAGCUGCUGCAGUGGAGACGAGAGUUGGUGGGGCUGCUCCAUCAACUGUAGCAAGUAGUACGACACUGAAAAAGGAAGCUGGCUUGAUAAAAGCACAGGCAGAAAAGAAGAAAAUCGAUGCAAGAAAGAAAAGUCUGAAGAGAUUAUGAAGUUUCCAGGGGAAAAUGGUUGAGUUUGCUAGCACGCAGUUUGGUGACUUGUCUGUUGUGUGCUUAGUGUUGGAUGGGGAGGGGAGGGGUCAAAAGAUCAAAUGUCAAAAUAUGUGGGCUGAGCAGUGUGUGGUGUUGUAAGAAAUACUUGCAUUGGGAAAAAGUUGUGAAUUGAAUUUACCAGUAUUAUUAUGUCUUCAUCUUCUUUUUUUCUUUGCACUCCAACAUUACUUCACAUUGUUGUGGCAAGACCAUGGGAUUUACAUUUCAUGUUUGGCAAGGUCUUCAAGACUCGAUUCCUAUAUAACCUCUAUUUCUCUUCCAA
This is a messenger RNA of Rosa chinensis, 1462 nucleotides long. RefSeq names its product ubiquitin-conjugating enzyme E2 22. The record is from RefSeq and is a predicted model, not a curated record. Bases 307 to 1137 code for a protein of 276 amino acids. The transcript has 7 exons. Lineage: Eukaryota; Viridiplantae; Streptophyta; Magnoliopsida; Rosales; Rosaceae.